CUCUCUGUCUCCUCUCUGUUUUUUUUUUUUUCUAGCACCAGUCUCCAGACUUUCCGUCAUCGUCUUCCCCACCUCAAUCCCUCUCUCUCUCUCUUCAUUUAAUGGCUCUCAGAACUGACAGGCUCUUCGAAAGAAAUUCAACUCUGGAACCUUGAGCCCGCCCUUCUUGGCGACCUUCGCUCUGAGCUCUCCGGUUUUUGCCCAUUUCCCUCGUGCCCAGCAAUCUAAAACAGGAAAAAAAAAGAACCUUUUUCUGGGUUCCGUUUGAAUUUUGCUUCUGUCCACAAAGCCAAGAUCACAAAGAAGCACAAAAACCACUUGCUUCUAUCUCUCUCUCUCUCGCUCUCUCUCUCUUCCUCUGUUCUAAGCUCCUUCAACAUCUUUGAUAAUGUUCCUUGACAAUGUUCGAAGAAUUCUUGGGACUGUCUUUGGAGCUUGAGCAAACUCUUCUUGGACUUGGGGUUUCUUCUUGCUUGCCAAGGGGCUAUUUUUGCUGGUGAUUAACUUGUAUUGGGGUUGGUGGGGUCUUCGUUCUGUUGAAGUAGUAGCUGCUGCUGCUUUUUGUUGGGUCUCCUGUGAGUAUUGCGGUCACCUUUUUCUCAUAUUACACAACAGUGCAUAGAGGAAAGUUGCUUUCUUGGGGGAAAGAAAGUGCGAGUAUUUUGUCCGAAAUCCCCAAAGCAUCAUGUUGGUAUCUUCUUAGCUUGCCGUUCAUGCUCUGAGAUUGCAAAAAUUAUUGCGCUUUGUUUUGUUUGGUGGUGAGUUGGUCGUUAAUCGUCAAUUGCUCUGUUCUGCGGGGCUCUGUUGCUUCUGCCCUGCCACCUUUGAAAGUAUGCAACAUUACUGCUUCAGUCAUCUGUUUCUCUGAUUGUUGCUUUCACUGAUCUUUUAGCUAUCCUCAUGAACCAUAAUCCUACUGCUUCCCUUCCUUGAAGAAACUGCUCAAAAUCCUUUCUUGGAGACCUACAUAUCAUAUCUGACCUCUACGCACUGAGCUAAGAAUGGUGUUCAGGGUGUUUCUCCUACUUCUCUUCGCUCCGAUUUUCGUGCAAUCUUUAGACGCAGAAUUCAAUGAUGACGUUUUGGGGUUGAUUGUGUUCAAAGCCGGGCUUCACGAUCCUGAAGAUAAGCUUUCUUCAUGGAAUGAAGAUGCUGAAUAUCCUUGUGACUGGGUCGGGAUCAAAUGCGAUACAAGGUCUAACCGAGUUACCGAGGUUGCUCUUAAUGGGUUUUCUCUCUCCGGACACAUAGGCCGUGGCCUUUUAAGAUUGCAAUUCCUCCAAGUUCUAUCACUUUCAAACAACAACUUCAGCGGACCUAUCAACCCGAGUCUCACGCACAGUGGGACCUUGCAAGUCCUAGACUUGAGCGAGAACAACUUCACAGGAUCAAUCCCAGAUGAAAUGUUUCAGCAAUGUGGCUCGCUAAGAGUAGUUUCAUUUGCUGAAAAUAGUCUCACGGGGCGGAUCCCUGAUUCUUUAAGCUAUUGCUCGACAUUGGUAGCUGUUAACUUCUCCUCGAAUCAGCUAUCUGGGAAGUUACCUCUAGGAAUGUGGCUUUCAAGGGGGCUUCAAUCACUUGAUCUUUCUGAAAAUUUACUGGAGGCAGAGAUCCCUGAAGGAAUACAGAACUUAUAUGAUGUUAGGGUUGUGAACCUACGGAGAAACCGGUUCACCGGGCAUAUUCCCGGGGAUAUUGGAGGGAAUUUGCUUUUACGCUUUCUUGACCUGAGCGAGAAUUUGUUCUCUGGGAGCCUUCCAGAAUCAAUGCAACGACUGGGUCUAUGCAGUUCUCUUGAUGUACAUGGAAAUUUACUUACAGGGGAGAUUCCAGAUUGGAUUGGGGAAUUGAGAAGCCUCGAGAAUUUAGAUCUCUCGGGAAACAAACUUUCUGGUCCAAUCCCACCGUCAAUUGGAGAUAUCCUGUCACUUAAGCAACUUAAUCUGUCAAUGAACCUUCUCACCGGAGGCUUACCGGACUCGAUUUCAAAUUGCAAGAACCUUUCGGUUCUAGAUGUUAGCCGGAAUUUGUUAACGGGUGGUUUUCCUUUUAAGCGGGACACUGGAGGUGUCUCAAUUUUGGGAAGUGGCAUAGAUAAAAGCGCGGAAUAUACUUCACUUCCUGCUUCAAGGUUGUAUAGUAAUCUGCGGGUCAUGGACAUAUCUUCAAAUGCUCUCUCUGGUGAAAUUCCGGCCAACCUUGGCAUCCUUAGUAGUGUGGAGUCACUGAAUGUGUCGAGGAACUUGUUCUUUGGUUCCAUCCCAGCCAGCAUAGGUGUAUUAAAGCACACUCAGUUUCUUGAUUUGAGCAACAAUCAGCUAAAUGGAAGCCUUCCUCCUGAAAUUGGAGAAGCAAAUUUGCUCAAGGACUUAAAGCUGGACAAAAACUUCCUAAGUGGAAACAUUCCAACUCAAAUUGGGACAUGCUCGAAUUUGACAUCGCUGAUCCUGUCACAGAAUAGCCUGACCGGCCCGGUCCCUCCUGCCAUGGCGAACCUCACUAAUCUUGAGUAUGUGGACCUUUCCUUAAACAAUCUCUCCGGAAGUUUACCCAAGGAGCUGGCAAAUCUUUCACACCUGGUCUAUUUCAAUAUCUCGCACAACAGUCUGGAAGGCGAGCUCCCCGUUGGCGGAUUCUUCAACACCAUUCCUCUCGCAUCCGUCUCCGACAACCCGUCUCUUUGCGGCUCUGUUGUCAAUGAUUCCUGCCCCUCGGUCCAUCCAAAACCCAUUGUCCUAAACCCUAAUUCUUCCAACCCUGCAGGUGCUGCAUCCUCUUCAAAUAACCAUCACAAGCGUAUUAUACUCAGCGUAUCUUCCCUUAUUGCCAUCGGGGCCGCAGCUUUUAUUGCCAUUGGAGUGAUCACCAUAACUCUUUUGAAUAUCCAUGUCCGGUCUUCCGUGGCUCAUUCUGCUCCGGCACUCACACUGUCUGGAGGUGAAGAUUUCAGCUGUUCGCCAACUGCUGACCCAAAUUAUGGGAAACUAGUCAUGUUUUCUGAAGAUGCUAGUUUUGUCACGGGAGCCCAUGCAUUGCUCAACAAAGACUCCGAGCUGGGCCGUGGUGGUUUUGGAGUUGUUUAUCGAACGGUCCUCCGUGACGGCCGAUCUGUGGCAAUCAAGAAGCUAACAGCCUCGGGUUUGAUGAAGUCCCAAGAUGACUUCGAGAGGGAGGUCAAGACACUUGCAAAGAUCUGGCACACUAAUCUCGUAAAGCUAGAAGGAUACUAUUGGACACCAUCAUUGCAGCUUCUAAUUUAUGAAUUUGUUCCCAGCGGGAGCUUGUAUAAGCAUCUUCAUGAUGCGGAUGAGCGAAACAGCCUAUCUUGGAGGCAGAGAUUUAACAUAAUACUCGGAAUGGCUAAAGGAUUAUCGUACUUGCAUCAAAUGGGCAUGGUUCAUUACAAUCUGAAGUCGACAAAUGUUCUAUUGGAUGGCUCAGGAGAUGCAAAGGUAGGCGAUUUUGGCCUGGCGAGAUUGUUGCCGAUGCUAGACCGUUGUAUCUUAAGCAGCAAAAUCCAGAGUGCGCUCGGCUACAUGGCUCCGGAAUUCGCAUGCCGAACGGUAAAAAUAACGGAGAAAUGUGAUGUCUAUGGGUUCGGAAUUUUGGUUCUGGAGGUAAUAACGGGGAGGAGGCCAGUGGAGUACAUGGAGGAUGAUGUGGUGGUGCUCUGUGACAUGGUGAGGGGCGCGUUAGAGGAAUGCAAGGCGGAGAAAUGCAUUGACGGCAGGCUGGGAGGUAGUUUUCCACCUGAGGAGGCAAUCCCGGUCAUAAAGCUCGGUCUGAUAUGCGCAUCUCAGGUGCCGUCGAACCGGCCGGAUAUGAGUGAAGUCGUCAACAUUUUGGAGUUGAUCCAGUGCCCCUCAGAAGGUCAAGAGGAAAUACAAUGACCUCAUAGUUUUGUUUAAAUUAAAGAGCGAUACAGUUCUGUAGAGUUUGCCAUUGCAGAGGAAUCCAGUUUGCUUGAUCUGAAAAGAUGUUGAUACUGUACUUCGCUAUACUCCAUGCAUCUCCCUCUCAUCACAGCUCUAUUUGUGGAUUCCUUCACUGGUGUGAUAUUACAAGAGUCCAAAUGUUGUGUAUCCUCCAUAUAUACUUUGCUUUCGACUUA
This is a messenger RNA of Rhodamnia argentea, 4111 nucleotides long. Its product is annotated as leucine-rich repeat receptor-like protein kinase PXC2. The transcript is spliced from 2 exons. Gene Ontology annotation, molecular function: protein binding; protein kinase activity; ATP binding. The record is from RefSeq and is a predicted model, not a curated record. Gene Ontology annotation, biological process: protein phosphorylation. The coding region runs from base 1002 to 3890 and encodes 962 amino acids. Lineage: Eukaryota; Viridiplantae; Streptophyta; Magnoliopsida; Myrtales; Myrtaceae.